Molecule: messenger RNA, 2603 nt
Organism: Ornithorhynchus anatinus (platypus)
Lineage: Eukaryota; Metazoa; Chordata; Mammalia; Monotremata; Ornithorhynchidae
Gene: EIF4EBP2
Product: eukaryotic translation initiation factor 4E binding protein 2
Exons: 3
Biological process (GO): negative regulation of translational initiation
Cellular component (GO): cytoplasm
Molecular function (GO): eukaryotic initiation factor 4E binding
Source: RefSeq, a predicted model, not a curated record
CCGGGCCCCGGGCUGGGCGGCGCGUCCAGCCGGAGCCGGGCCAUCCCCCCGCGGGCCGGGGCCCCGGGCCACGCCGCCGCACAGCUACCUCACCACUACUGCACCACGCCCGGGGGCACCCUCUUCUCCACCACGCCCGGAGGAACCAGAAUCAUCUAUGACCGUAAAUUCCUGUUGGAUCGCCGCAGUUCUCCCAUGGCUCAGACCCCUCCCUGCCAUCUCCCCAAUAUCCCAGGAGUCACCAGUCCCGGCGCCCUGAUUGACGACCCCAAAGUGGAAGUAAACAACUUGAACAGUCAUGACAGGAAGCCAGCAGUGGGGGAUGACGCCCAGUUCGAGAUGGAUAUCUGACGGCCCCGCGAGGGACCGAGGAGCAGCAGCAGACCCCGAAACCCAUGUCUACCCGUUUCGGCAAGCGGGAUCGGCGACUGAAAAGACACACGAGGCCGCCCCAGCGCUCUCCAUCGCAACCGCCGCCUCCCUCUCCGGGUGCCAGAGGAUAGACCGGCUCCCCCUCCGCCAUCUCCCCGGCUCUGCUCCCCUUCCCUCCUCGGUCCGCUCCUGAGGAGUCAAGAGGUCCACGGAGGAAGAGCUGCUCCGUCCGGCCUCUCCCCGGUCUUCGGCAACCGGUCAGCUUCUCCGUACAAGGCCGAAAAUCUACUAUCGUCCCAAAUGGUGUCUCAGUUGCUCUCGACGGCAGGGUCGGCCGGGGGGUGGAGGGGGCCGGGUCUGUGGGUCUGUCAGACGCGGUGUUCAUCUGGACCCUUCCACCCGGUCCCGCCCUCCCCGCACUUGCGUCGCAGGUGUGGAGCCAAGCCCCAUCUUGGCCGCCAGGUAUUUUUGCAUUUGAGUUUCCGGAACCGUCAGGUGACGUGGAAGAGCCACGUCAGGUGACGUGGAAGAGCCAGGAUUCCACCACUCACCGUUUCCUGCCCGGAGAGGCAGAAUCCCCGUUUGCCCCCAGCCCCUUCUCUCCUGGAACACCCUACUGCCGAGCACCCACCUCUGCCCCGGCCCCCUCCCCCCCCCCCCGCCGCCCUGCCUCCUUCCCUCCCUCCGGGUGCCGCGCUCCCUUCCCAUCACCGCCUCCCGCCUUCCUUCCCCUCCCCAAUCCUCUCCCACUCGGGGGAAACGGUUUUAACUUAGUAUCUAGAGCGAACCCUCAUGAUCUUCCCUUCCCUGCCCACCCCCAAACUCCUGCUUGUAGAUACUUAGCCCUUUGCUCCCCAGAAUCGAUCGUGCGACUCUAGUCUUCCCCGAGAUCGAGGAGCGGGUCUGAUGUCGGUCUGGGGUCGCUGCCGGGGCCCACUCCAGGUCGGAGCCCGGUUUGAGAGACCCCUCGUCGGUCGGCCGCCGGUCGGGAGCCCGAGUUGGGGUUUCCGCACCCCGCAGCCUCGAGCGGGUCGGCCCGCGCUGUCCAUUUCUUCCGAUGACCCUCCCGGGUCUCUGGCGGCCAGGGUGACGGGAGUUUUGUAAUUGACACUGGGACUGGCCCUCAAGGGGACCUCUCGGUGUCCCCAUUGCUGUGAUGAGCGUGGCGACGUAGUCUCUUUCAUUCCCACGCUCUCUUUUUCCGUCUCCACAUCAUUCUCUCCUCUCUCCCAGAGAUACCCCCUCUUUCUCAGCCGGUCCUCUCCCAUGCCCUGACAUCAAAGCUACCUUACUGGGGGUUGGUGUCCGCUCCCCUCACUCCCUAGGAGAGUCACUCGCCUAGGAGUGAGGCUAUAUUUUUUAAGAUGCUGACAGACCUUUUUUUCUAGAGAUAUUUUCAGUCCAAAUCAGGACAGCGACUCUUUUUAAGGGAACUUUUUCCAAGGGCAGGGAGAGAACCGGCCUCUCUGUGGGACAGGCGACCGAAACUUCCCCUCCGGCCCCUCUGCUCUGCAGAGCCGUAGGCCGAUCUCCCAACGGACCAGGUUUCCCCGUGUCCUCGACUGUAAGCCUACUCUCUCUGUCCCCCGACUUGGUGUGCACGUUCUGCCUUCCGAACCAACCGGCCGGAGCUGCAUAUUCGUAGCCGGAGCGGAUUUAGUGAAGGCCCGAUCCUUUCUCGUCCUCCCCGUUUCUUCCCAUCGAGCCUCCCUCUUCUCACAUCUUCCGCUUUUAACUUGGUUUCCCCCCUUUUCCUCCUCAGCCUCCCCUUUCCUUUGUCCCUAGAGCCGGCCCGAUGUGGAUUGGGGCGGCUAUGAUGCUGUAUGACAGUUCUCACUAGGGUUAGUACCAGGCAGGGCCUCUCAGUUCUCGGGAUGCGGACUCACGGUCCACCUCAGGUGAAGAAGGAACUCGUUCCUUUUUCUUUGGAGCAAUGAUAAAUAACGUGGAAGUGGAUAGUCAGCACAUGGUCAGCGUUCAGUCAGUUCCAUUGAUAGAAUAGGCAGUUGGGGACCAGGGCAGGUGGCUUGUCUAUGGAACUUGAUUCUUCUGUGUUUUACUUGAAAACGUGAACGGUUCGAGGAGCGAGAUCUUCCCGUAAUGGUGGUGGGUUUGAGGGGGGAUAAGCUCGAUCGGCAGGGAUUGCUUGAGCCUGAGCAUUUAGAGAUGAACAUUUCCGUAAGGGAGAAAUGGUAUCUCUGGCUCCAUUUUAAUAAAAGCCCAUCAAAGUG